Acomys russatus (golden spiny mouse) is the source of this 5975-nucleotide messenger RNA. It is a transcript of the gene Ltbp1, whose product is annotated as latent transforming growth factor beta binding protein 1. The coding region runs from base 446 to 5464 and encodes 1672 amino acids. The transcript has 33 exons. The record is from RefSeq and is a predicted model, not a curated record. NCBI's taxonomy places the organism in Eukaryota, Metazoa, Chordata, Mammalia, Rodentia, Muridae. Gene Ontology annotation, molecular function: calcium ion binding.
AUUAGGAUUUGCUAUCUGACGUCACGUCUGCCGCAGAUUGGCUGUUCAGAUCUGACACAGGGCUCUGCCGGGGAGAAGAAACUUUUAAAAGACUUUGCCGCCCGGGCUGCCUCUGAGCGUCCAGCGCUCACGGUCGUCCUCGCCCACCCUCGAGGGUCGGCGCCCGUGGCACCCCCGCUGCACCUCGCGACACGCCGGCUGAGCUAGGAGACCCUCACCUUGCGCAGCCCGCGCCCCUCCCCUCCUCUCCACCCCAACUCCCGCCCCUUGCUCGCCACCGCUCCCGGCUGGGGUCCGUUGCUGCUCAGCUGCCCGUAAAGCUUCCUUCCCUGUGGCCACCCAGUCGGCCUCCACCCCGCCGCGCUCCGGCUCUCCGGGGAGUCCUUGGUGAUACCAAGGGAGCGCGCCGGGGCAGGGCGAGCCGCGCGGCCGGAGACUGCCCGCGAUGGCGGGAGCCUGGCUCAGGUGGGGACUCCUGCUCUGGGCAGGGCUGCUAGCGUGGUCUGCACACGGCCGGGUGCGGAGGAUCACGUACGUGGUGCGCCCGGGCCCCGGGCUGGCGGCCGGAGCCUUGCCUCUGGCUGGGCCCCCACGGACCUUCAACGUCGCGCUGGACGCCAGGUACAGCCGCAGCUCAUCGGCUGCCUCCAGCCGCGCCUUGGCCGGGCCCCCAGCCGAGCGGACCCGUCGCACUAGUCAGCCUGGCAGCGCGGCCCUGCCGGGAGUCCGAUCGCCGCUGCCACCCGAGCCCGCGCGUCCGGGGGCGCCCGGCCGGCAGCUCCACUCUAAGGCCGGUGCUCAGCCGGCAGUCACCCGCUUCGCCAAACAUGGCAGGCAAGUCGUGCGCUCCAAAGUGCAGCAGGACACUCAGAGCGCCGGGGGCUCCGGGCUGCAGGUUCAGCAGAAGCAGCAGCUGCAGGGGAUCAAUGUCUGUGGAGGGCAGUGCUGCCACGGCUGGAGUAAAGCUCCUGGCUCCCAGAGGUGCACCAAACCGAGCUGUGUUCCACCAUGCCAGAAUGGAGGGAUGUGUCUCCGGCCUCAGCUCUGUGUGUGUAAGCCGGGGACAAAGGGCAAAGCCUGCGAGAUCACAGGGGCCCAGGACACCGUGCCACCAGUCUUUGGAGGACAGAAUCCUGGGUCCUCUUGGGUCCGUCCUGAGCAAGCAGCAAAGCAUACUUCAAGCAAGAAGGCAGACACCUUACCAAGGAUCAGCCCAGUGGCCCAGAUGACCUUGACCCUCAAGCCAAAGCCUUCAGUGGGCCUCUCCCAGCAGAUACAUUCUCAAGUGGCACCCUUGUCUUCCCAGAAUGUGAUGAUACAUCAGGGCCAGACCCAGGAGUAUGUGCUCAAGCCCAGGUACUUCUCAGCCCCGAAGGUGGUCCCUGGAGAACAUGCCACAGAAGGCUCCUUCUCUUUAAGAUAUGGGCAGGAUCAAGUCAUGUCGCCCUUUCAGUUGAGUAACCACACUGGCCGCAUCAAGGUGGUCUUUACUCCGAGCAUCUGUAAAGUGACCUGCACCAAGGGCAACUGUCAGAACAGCUGCCGGAAGGGGAACACCACCACUCUCAUUAGUGAGAACGGCCAUGCAGCCGACACCCUGACAGCCACGAACUUCCGAGUGGUAAUUUGCCACCUCCCAUGUAUGAAUGGUGGCCAGUGCAGUUCAAGGGACAAAUGUCAGUGCCCUCCAAAUUUUACUGGAAAGCUUUGCCAGAUUCCCGUCCUUGGUGCCAGUAUGCCUAAACUCUAUCAGCACUCCCAGCAGCCAGGCAAGGCGCUGGGGACUCACGUCAUCCAUUCCACACAUACUUUGCCUCUAACCAUGACCAACCAGCAAGGAGUCAAAGUGAAAUUUCCCCCCAACAUAGUCAAUAUCCAUGUGAAACAUCCUCCUGAGGCCUCUGUGCAGAUACACCAGGUUUCCAGAAUUGAUGGCCCAGUGGGCCAGAAGGUGAAAGAAGUGCAACCAGGCCAGUCCCAAGUCUCUUACCAAGGGCUUCCCAUCCAGAAGACCCAGACAGCACAUUCCACGUACUCCCACCAGCAGGUCAUUCCACAUGUGUAUCCAGUGGCUGCUAAGACACAACUUGGCCGAUGCUUCCAGGAAACCAUUGGGUCACAGUGUGGCAAGGCACUCCCUGGCCUUUCAAAGCAAGAGGACUGCUGUGGGACAGUGGGGACCUCCUGGGGCUUUAACAAAUGCCAGAAAUGCCCCAAGAAGCCAUCCUAUCAUGGAUAUACUCAAAUGAUGGAAUGCCUACAAGGAUACAAGCGGGUGAACAACACCUUUUGUCAAGAUAUCAAUGAAUGUCAGCUACAAGGUGUAUGCCCUAAUGGUGAGUGUUUGAAUACCAUGGGCAGCUACCGGUGCUCCUGCAAAAUGGGAUUUGGGCCUGACCCUACUUUUUCCAGUUGUGUCCCGGAUCCCCCUCUGAUCUCCGAAGAGAAAGGGCCCUGUUACCGUCUUGUCAGUCCCGGAAGGCAGUGUAUGCAUCCUCUCUCUGUUCACCUCAGCAAGCAGAUCUGCUGUUGUAGUGUGGGCAAGGCCUGGGGCCCACACUGUGAGAAAUGUCCCCUCCCAGGCACAGCUGCUUUUAAGGAAAUCUGUCCUGGUGGAAUGGGUUAUACGGUUUCUGGCGUUCAUAGACGCAGGCCAAUCCAUCAGCAUAUAGGUAAAGAAGCUGUAUUUGUGAAGCCAAAGAACACUCAACCUAUUGCUAAAAGUACUCAUCCUCCACCUCUCCCAGCCAAGGAAGAGCCAGUGGAGGCCCUGACCUCCUCGCGGGAACAUGGGCCAGGAGUGGCGGAACCCGAAGUGGUAACAGCACCUCCUGAGAAGGAAAUACCUUCAUUGGAUCAGGAGAAAACCAAACUUGAGCCUGGGCAACCACAGCUCUCCCCAGGUGUUUCAACUAUUCACCUGCACCCGCAGUUUCCAGUAGUGAUUGAAAAGACAUCACCCCCUGUGCCUGUGGAAGUGGCUCCGGAAGCUUCUACAUCAAGUGCCAGCCAAGUGAUUGCUCCUACUCAAGUAACAGAAAUCAAUGAGUGCACUGUGAACCCGGACAUCUGCGGGGCAGGACACUGCAUCAACCUGCCGGUGAGGUACACCUGCAUAUGCUAUGAUGGCUACAAGUUCAGUGAGCAGCAGAGAAAAUGUGUUGACAUCGAUGAAUGUACUCAGGUCCAGCACCUCUGCUCCCAGGGCCGCUGUGAGAACACAGAGGGAAGUUUCCUAUGCAUCUGCCCAGCAGGGUUUAUGGCCAGUGAGGAGGGCACUAACUGCAUAGAUGUGGAUGAAUGUCUGAGGCCUGACGUGUGUAGGGAGGGUCGCUGCAUCAACACUGUCGGCGCCUUCCGGUGCGAAUACUGUGACAGUGGGUACCGGAUGACAAGGCGUGGCCACUGCGAGGAUAUUGAUGAGUGUCUGAUGCCAAGCACAUGUCCCGAUGAACAGUGUGUGAAUUCCCCAGGCUCUUACCAGUGUGUCCCCUGCACAGAAGGGUUCCGAGGCUGGAAUGGACAAUGCCUUGACGUGGACGAAUGCCUGCAGCCAAAGGUCUGCACGAACGGCUCCUGCACCAACCUGGAAGGCUCCUACAUGUGUUCCUGUCACAAAGGCUACAGCCCCACGCCGGACCACAGACACUGUCAAGAUAUUGAUGAAUGUCAGCAAGGGAACCUAUGCAUGAAUGGGCAGUGCAAAAACACAGACGGCUCCUUCCGGUGUACCUGUGGACAGGGCUAUCAGCUGUCAGCGGCAAAAGACCAAUGUGAAGAUAUUGAUGAAUGCCAGCACCAUCACCUCUGUUCUCAUGGGCAGUGCAGGAACACAGAGGGCUCCUUCCAGUGUGUGUGCAACCAGGGUUACAGAGCAUCCGUGCUUGGAGACCACUGUGAGGAUAUCAAUGAAUGCUUGGAGGACAGUAGUGUCUGCCAGGGAGGUGACUGCAUCAAUACUGCGGGGUCCUAUGACUGUUCGUGCCCGGAUGGAUUCCAGCUGAAUGACAAUAAAGGAUGUCAAGAUAUUGACGAAUGUGUGAACAACACUGUGUGUGACAGUCAUGGGUUUUGUGACAACACAGCUGGCUCUUUCCGCUGCCUCUGUUAUCAGGGCUUUCAAGCCCCACAGGAUGGGCAAGGGUGUGUGGAUGUGAACGAAUGCGAGCUGCUCAGUGGCGUGUGUGGGGAAGCUUUCUGUGAAAACGUGGAAGGGUCCUUCCUGUGUGUGUGUGCCGAUGAGAACCAGGAGUACAGCCCCAUGACUGGGCAAUGCCGCUCCCGGGUCACUGAAGAUCCAGGUGUAAAUCAUCAACCCAGAGAAGAAAAGAAAGAAUGCUACUAUAAUCUCAAUGAUGCCAGUCUCUGUGAUAAUGUGCUUGCCCCCAACGUCACCAAACAGGAAUGCUGCUGUACGUCAGGGGCCGGCUGGGGAGACAACUGUGAGAUCUUCCCCUGCCCAGUCCAGGGGACUGCUGAAUUCAUGGAAAUGUGCCCUAGAGGGAAAGGCUUUGUCCCCGCUGGAGAAUCCUCUUACGACACCGACACCGGUGGUGAGAACUAUAAAGAUGCCGACGAAUGCCUGCUAUUUGGAGAGGAAAUCUGCAAAAAUGGCUACUGUUUGAACACUCAGCCGGGGUACGAAUGCUACUGUAAGCAGGGGACGUACUAUGAUCCUGUCAAAUUACAGUGUUUUGAUAUGGAUGAAUGUCAAGACCCUAACAGUUGUAUUGAUGGCCAGUGUGUUAAUACAGAGGGCUCUUACAACUGCUUUUGCACCCACCCAAUGGUCCUGGAUGCUUCUGAGAAGAGAUGUGUGCAACCAACUGAAUCAAAUGAACAAAUAGAAGAAACGGAUGUCUACCAAGAUCUGUGCUGGGAGCAUCUGAGCGAGGAGUAUGUAUGUAGCCGUCCUCUUGUAGGCAAACAGACGACAUACACAGAGUGCUGCUGCUUGUACGGGGAGGCAUGGGGCAUGCAGUGUGCUCUCUGCCCCAUGAAGGACUCAGAUGACUAUGCCCAGCUGUGCAACAUCCCUGUGACAGGGCGGCGGCGGCCAUAUGGACGGGAUGCGCUGGUGGACUUCAGUGAACAGUAUGGCCCAGAGACAGAUCCUUACUUCAUUCAGGAUCGCUUUUUAAAUAGCUUUGAGGAGCUGCAGGCUGAGGAAUGUGGCAUCCUCAGUGGCUGUGAAAAUGGCCGCUGUGUGAGGGUCCAGGAAGGUUACACUUGCGAUUGCUUUGAUGGAUAUCAUUUGGAUAUGGCCAAGAUGACCUGUGUCGAUGUCAAUGAAUGCAGUGAGCUGAAUAACCGCAUGUCUCUCUGCAAGAAUGCCAAGUGCAUUAACACAGAAGGCUCCUACAAAUGCGUGUGUCUGCCGGGCUACAUACCAUCAGACAAGCCCAACUACUGCACACCGCUGAGCACCGCAUUGAAUUUAGACAAAGACAGUGAUCUGGAAUAAAGAGGUAGCCACGUACCCUGCGCCCAUAUACUCUGCACUGUGUAAGGAAAAGUGAGAGAUGUACAACUGAGACACUGCACCUAACCCAGAACGUGGCAAAGACAGAAACAACACGGAGUCGAAUGAACCCCAAAGACAGUGAGCGGACGGAGCAGCGAUCAGAUAGGUGUGACAGACCAAAUGGACAUUUCUCCAAAAAUCCAGUAUAUAUAGUCUGUUCAUAUGUAAAAUUCAAUGGAAAAGAGGCAGGACAGGGCUGUUAUUUUAAACAGAGGUUGUAUUAUUAUCUUGUUUUGAUUAUUAUUAUUAUUUUUUUGCUCUUGCUUAAAUUUGGCUUUUAAAUAGUGGUGGAAAUGUUUUAUAUGAUUUUUUUCUUUUUGUUGUGCGCUUCCUCAGCUGCGUUUCUUUCUUCUGACGUUAAUCUCAAGUGCAAACAUCUUUGACGAAAUGUUGCUAAGCUGUAUUAUAAGUAUUGUGACACAGGGUUGUGCUGUUCUUUGGUCUGGAGCCU